AUGAAGAGCAUGCGCUUAGUACAGCGCAAUGCCAGUAUGCGGCACCUCUUAGCUGCGCGCCCUGCGGCGCACCAGUCUCGAGCUCCUCUCCAGCAGUCUUUCCGCACCAGACCAACGCUACAGCAGACCGUGCAGACAACAUCCCUCUCGCGCAUGAUUCACACCCAGCGAGUGACAACGACCUCACCUUCUCAAAUACUCCGCUCUGCUAGGCUACAACAGCCACCCCGAAGACCCGCGGGUCGCCGCUACAAAUCCUCUACAUCCACCCCAGACGCGGAGCCGACGUCGCUCAAGGACCGGCUCAAGAAAAUGUCGCGCGAGUACGGCUGGACCGCCGUGGGCGUAUACUUGGCGCUCUCGGCGCUGGACUUCCCGUUCUGCUUCCUCGCCGUGCGGUUGAUCGGCACGGAUACAAUCGGGCAUUAUGAGCAUGUGGUGAUGGAGGGUGUGAAGAAUCUGGUGAAAUGGCCGAUCCGGGAAGCCGCAGGUGAUGUGGUCGGGGAGGCGGAGGUCGCGGACGACAAGAGGGUCUUGGAUGAAAAGAGCGAGGAGGAGGUGCUGAACGAUCAUGGGUAUAGGGAGGCCGAGAGGGCGAAUCGCGGGGAUAAUGCAAGUCUAUGGACACAACUUGCUCUCGCGUACGCGGUGCAUAAGUCGUUUAUCUUCAUUCGGGUGCCGUUGACGGCAGCAAUCUUGCCCAAGGUGGUCAAGACACUGAGGUCUUGGGGGUACAAUAUUGGGAAGAUGCCAACUAGGAAGGCGGUCACGCCUAGCACGGGCGUGAAUACUAAAGGGUCGAAGGUUAAGCCUGGUGAUUGA
This is a messenger RNA of Cladophialophora carrionii CBS 160.54, 822 nucleotides long. RefSeq lists its product as uncharacterized. The transcript has 2 exons. NCBI's taxonomy places the organism in Eukaryota, Fungi, Ascomycota, Eurotiomycetes, Chaetothyriales, Herpotrichiellaceae. The coding region runs from base 1 to 822 and encodes 273 amino acids. The record is from RefSeq and is a predicted model, not a curated record. Gene Ontology annotation, cellular component: mitochondrion.